Messenger RNA from Propithecus coquereli (Coquerel's sifaka), 1754 nucleotides. RefSeq names its product secernin 1 (gene SCRN1). The record is from RefSeq and is a predicted model, not a curated record. NCBI's taxonomy places the organism in Eukaryota, Metazoa, Chordata, Mammalia, Primates, Indriidae. Gene Ontology annotation, molecular function: dipeptidase activity; cysteine-type exopeptidase activity. Gene Ontology annotation, biological process: proteolysis. The transcript is spliced from 7 exons. Bases 205 to 1449 code for a protein of 414 amino acids.
UAAACAAUAUCUGGUCUCAGUGUCUCUGUGGUUCUACUCUGGGCAACCCACCUUCAUUUGCCAGCUGGGAUCUCUUAAUGAGCUAGCUGUGCACUGUUCAAUAGUAAAACGGUGUUAGCUGGUGAAAUAUGUUUGAAGAGCUCACUGUUAGGAUGUUCCGCAUUAGGCCUGCUUCCAUUCUCUCUCUGGCCUUCUCUUUUCAGGAUGGCUGUAGCUCCUCCAAGUUACUGUUUUGUGGCCUUCCCGCCGCGUGCUAAGGAUGGUCUGGUGGUAUUUGGGAAAAAUUCAGCCCGGCCCAGAGAUGAAGUGCAGGAGGUUGUGUAUUUCUCUGCUGCUGAUCACGAACCAGAGAGCAAGGUUGAGUGCACUUACAUUUCCAUCGACCAGGUCCCAAGGACGCAUGCCAUAGUGAUAAGCAGACCCGCCUGGCUCUGGGGGGCAGAAAUGGGAGCCAAUGAACAUGGAGUGUGCAUAGCCAACGAAGCCGUCAGCACCAGGGAGCCAGCUGCUGAGACAGAAGCCCUGCUGGGGAUGGAUCUGGUCAGGCUUGGUUUAGAAAGAGGGGAAACAGCAAAAGAAGCCUUAGAUGUCAUCGUCUCCUUGUUGGAAGAACAUGGACAAGGUGGGAAUUACUAUGAAGAUGCAAGCUCCUGCCACAGCUUCCAAAGUGCAUAUCUGAUUGUGGAUCGCGAUGAAGCCUGGGUGCUCGAGACCAUAGGGAAGUACUGGGCUGCCGAGAAAGUCACAGAGGGAGUGAAGUGCAUUUGCAAUCAGCUUUCACUCACCACUAAGAUGGAUGCAGAGCAUCCUGAACUCAGGAAUUAUGCUCAGAGUCAAGGCUGGUGGACGGGAGAGGACGAAUUCAAUUUUUCUGAAGUUUUUUCUCCAGCUGAUGAUCAUCUGGACUGCUGUGCAGGCAAAGACAGCUUAGAAAAACAAGAAGAAAGCAUCACUGUGCAGACUAUGAUUAACAUCUUACGGGACAAAGCCAGUGGAGUCUGUAUAGACUCUGAAUCUUUCCUCACCACGGCCAGUAUAGUGUCUGUCCUGCCUCAGAAUAGAAGCUCGCCAUGCAUUCACUACUUCACUGGGACCCCAGAUCCUUCCAGGUCCAUAUUCAAGCCUUUCAUCUUUGUCGAUGAUGUGAAACUUGUCCCCAAAGCACAGUCUCCCUGUUUUGGGGACGAUGACCCUGCCAAAAAGGAGCCUCGGUUCCAGGAGAAACCAGACCGCCGGCAUGAGCUGUACAAGGCCCACGAAUGGGCCCGUGCUGUCCUUGAAAGUGGCCAGGAGCAAGGUCACAAGCUGAGGAAGACCAUGCUGGAGCUGGAGAAGCAAGGCCUGGAAGCCAUGGAAGAAAUCCUGACCAGCUCUGACCCCCCGGACCUCGCCGAAGUGGGGGAUCUUUUCUAUGACUGUGUUGACACGGAGAUUAAGUUCUUUAAGUGAAGUAAGCAUUCCCUCUCCCCUUCGUAUUUAAAACUUCCCACCUUACUAAAUUACCAGCAAAACAAACCACUCUCCUGUUUGAGUAAAAUGAGAAAGUUGAGAUGUGGCCUCCUUUUCUGCAGCCAGAUCGAACUGCUACCUUGUGUUCUGCCUCGAAUCUCAAAACGUCCCCUUCUGCAAUGUAGGUCCCCUUCCUCCGCAAUGUAACCUGUAUCCCAUUUGCCUGUUGUUCAGUUGUGUGACUAUUUGUGGAUUUAAGCUGCUAUUAUUGUGUUUCAGUGACAAUGGACACAUUAGCCUUUUAC